CUGGGGCUUGAACCUUACCUACAACAUUUCGGUUCCCAGCCCAGAUCUUUAAAACUGUUCCCCUACACUUUUCACGCAAAGUCUCCUCCCUUAAGUGUCUGGGCAUGUGUAUACUUACAGCACUACCUAUUCGAGAAGCUCUGCGCCUGCACUGUCUGUGCGGUCCAUUCUCCGUUUGCGCGCUGGAGCGCACUGAACAUCACCGCCACGAAUUCGGCUGCGGUCAUAGGCUCCUGUUCAAUUAAUGUAACUCGCACAACUUUAUUUUCUUUGUUAGAAUCUCCUGACAUCAAGGGACUAUACAGCUCUUUCUGUUCUUCUCAGUCAGGGGUAGAGAGAGAGCGCAAAGGGAUUUGAACUGUUGUCGGAUACCUCCGAUUCCUUAUCACAUUCUCGGUCGCCGUUACCAUGCAAGUUCACAUCGCCAUCAUCCUGAUGUGCGGAGUGUCGGUGGUGCUGACCAUGUUUAAUGUAUCAGAGGAUCAGGCACAUUGCCCGCUGGGUUACUUCCCCUGUGGUAACAUCAGCACCUGUCUUCCUCAGCUGCUACACUGCAAUGGCAUGGAUGACUGUGGUAAUCAGGCAGAUGAGGAGAACUGUGGGGACAAUAAUGGUUGGCCACAUCUCUUUGAUAACUAUUUUGGCAUCCCCAGAAAUAACCCUGGAACCAAGUCAAAUGCCUGCUUGCUUGGGACCAUCCCAGCUGAGUGCCAGUGCAGGGACCUGGAGCUUGACUGUGAUGGUGCACACUUUAAAGACGUCCCUACAGUUUCCAUUAAUGUCACUAUGAUGUCCUUGCAGAGGAACCGGCUGAGGAAGCUGAAUGCUGACAUGUUCUUCAAAUACCAGAGCCUUCAAAAGCUGUAUCUCCAGCACAACAGAAUUAAAGUGGUGAACCCACAUGCUUUCAGAGGGCUUUACAAUCUUACCAGACUAUAUCUGAGCUAUAAUCGAAUCACCACCCUACUUCCUGGAGUAUUCCAGGACUUGCACAACCUAGAAUGGCUGAUUCUGGAGAACAACAAUAUUCAUCACAUCUCCUCUUUGACCUUCUCUGGUUUGCGUUCCCUUGUGCUCCUAGUCUUGUUGAACAAUGCUCUCACAAAGCUUGAUGAUAUAUGUCUGGAGAUGCCACGAUUAAAUUGGCUAGAUGUUGAAGGAAAUAAGAUAGAGACCGUGGGAAAUGUAACCUUCAGGUCCUGUAACAUGCUAACAGUGCUAGUCCUUCAGCGGAACCGCAUUAGUUACAUCCACAAGUGGGCUUUCACUCUUCUUCGUAAACUGGGCGAGCUGGAUUUGUCCAGUAACCGAAUCGAAGCGAUCCCUCCUGAUCUGUUUGUCAAUCUCGGUGACUUGCUUCAACUGAAUAUUUCGUAUAACCCCAUCAUGGACUUGCGAGUGGACCACUUUGACAAACUGCAUCGAUUGAAGUCACUGAGCAUCGAGGGAAUCGAAAUUGGGAACAUCCACAGACAGAUGUUUGAACCUCUUAAGAACCUGACUCACAUCUACUUUAAAAAGUUCCAGUACUGUGGUUAUGCACCUCACGUCCGCAGCUGCAAGCCCAACACUGAUGGCAUCUCAUCUUUCGAGGACCUAUUGGCCAACAUUGUGCUGCGUGUCUUUGUCUGGGUUGUCUCUGCAACAACUUGCUUCGGCAACAUCUUUGUGAUCUGCAUGCGUUCCUACAUCCGCUCUGAGAACAAGCUCCAUGCUAUGUGCAUCAUCUCAUUAUGCUGUGCAGAUGGUCUGAUGGGCGUCUACCUCUUCAUGAUUGGAGCGUAUGACCUCAAGUUCCGGGGUGAGUAUAACCGCCACGCCCAAGCCUGGAUGGACAGUGUAUCAUGUCAGGUGAUUGGAUCUCUAGCCAUGCUCUCAACUGAGGUGUCAGUGCUGCUUCUCACCUACCUCACUCUGGAGAAAUACAUCUGCAUUGUAUAUCCGUUCCGCUACCUGACCCCAGGCCGCAGACGUACUGUUACUAUUUUGGUGGCCAUCUGGAUCUUGGGCUUCGUUAUUGCUUUCCUGCCUCUGGUCUUUAAAGGAGUGUUCCGAAACUUCUAUGGAACCAAUGGUGUGUGUUUCCCUUUGCAUUCAGAGCAGCCAGAGACUCUUGGCGCACAAAUUUACUCCAUUGUCAUCUUUCUUGGUCUGAAUCUGGUGGCUUUUCUCAUCAUCGUACUGUCUUAUGGGAGCAUGUUUUACAAUAUCCAGAGAACAGGGACGCAGACGACCAAAUACAGCAACCACAUUAAAAAAGAGCUGACGAUUGCUAAACGCUUCUUCUCCAUUGUGAUCACUGAUUCACUGUGCUGGAUUCCCAUUUUCAUCCUCAAGAUUCUAUCACUUAUGGAGGUCGAAAUUCCUGGAACCAUCAGUUCAUGGGUCGUUAUCUUCAUUCUGCCAAUCAACAGUGCUUUGAAUCCAAUUUUGUACACUCUGACCACGCGGCCCUUUAAAGAGACACUGCUGCAGGUGUGGUCCAACUACAGACAGCGGAGACCUCUCCUCAGCAGUCAUCCAGCACAUUUGCCUUCAUUUACAUGGCAGGAAAUGUGGCCUCUUCAGGAAAACAGCCAAGCUCUCUGCUCACCUGACUACCUUGCACACCCAUCCGAAAUGUCCAAUGCCUCUGGCACAACCCAGUUACUGCAUGUUAAAGGGUCAAAUGGGACUUGAGGGGUCUGAUGGGCUCCAGCCAUCCACCUCACCUCAUGCCUCAUAGCCAGGGGCUCAUUCUGACAAGGCAUACAUUUUUUUUGUAUGUUUGUUGAUGUUUACAUGUAUAACUUCACUCAAAGCAGGGAUAAUAAUUAGGGACGGUGUUAUGAUGGUAUAUACUGUGCAACUGUAGAAAUGUGUCAACCGAAAGAGAUUUUGCUUUACCAUUUAAACUGCGAUAGAUAUAUCCAUGUGGCUAUCAGUCGGCAGGACUGCUUUGUUAUUUACACAUGACAGCAAAGAAAAAACAUAGAGUAAAUUGAAAAUACAGAGAAGGAUGUGUCCCAAACAAGUUGUUUUAAGUUGUUUAUGGCUGUCAAGCAACAUCGCAACUUGCUAUCAACUUGUCGCAUCAGUUGGUUUCACAUCUGAGUUAGAAAUUUCCAUUUUAUAUAUAUAUAUAUUUUUUUUUAUUAUUAUUAUUCUUUGGGUUUUAAUCUUAAGUGUUACAUAAUGUGAAGCUGUUUUUGCACUUAUGGCAGACGUAUCAUUCAUUUUUAAUUAACAAAUGUAUCUGUUGGUUUGUCCCCAUCAAGUCUCAUAUAAAAAGAGAAACUAAUCAAAUGAGAUGAAGUACCUUUAAUUUGGAAAGCAUUUAAUUCACUGAAUUUUCCCAAAAAUAUGAAUUGCCACAUAGAUAUUGACAGGGCCGUCGUUAGGGUGGUACAACUGCACCAGCGCCCCCAACCCCCACCCCAUUUCGACAAAUCGAAAUACAUUUUUGUGGUAAUCAACAUUAUGCCACAAAUGCUGUCGAUUAAGCUUAACUUGUGGUGAACCAGGAUUAUUCCUUUAAUCAUUUUUUUUCAUAGCAUUACCAGCCAAAAUUGUUAUAAAGUGAUGUAUUCCGUUACUGUGACGUAAAAUUACUCAUUAUGUGAUAUAAGAUUUUGGUCAAAGUGUCCACCCCUAAUAAUAAUAAUGAUACACAGCAUAUAAAGAGUGCUUACUAUUGUGUGUGAGUGUGUGUGUGUGUUAAGAGAGUGAGACAACAAGAGUAAGAGAUAUAAAAAGAGAAACAGACAGCACAGGUUUUAAUAAUGUGUUUGAUUGUAUUGAUAAGCAAUCACUUUGUUUACAGUUAGACUCCUUCACAGGGUCUUAAACCAGAGAGACAGCAAAGAUAUGGUUGGAUAAUAAAAGUGUUUACUUGCUGUUUUACCGAGCCUGAUCAUGAAAAUUACAGGAAUGCAGCAACAUUUUUGCAAAAUAAAAUUACAUGGCUCAUACAUGUAUUGUGUCAUUUCUAUGGUGAAAUGUCCACUGAGUGGUGAUAAAAGAGAGUAAAAUUUUUACCCAAACAGUUUAGGUUUUUAUGGUUAAUGCUCUAUGGAAUUUUAAAUCAACAAAACCAACCUCCCAACCCUAAACCUUAAACCUAAACCUAACCGAUAGUUUAAUAAAUAAGCAAAUGUGAGAUGAUAAACGCAAUAGCUGAAGCAACCACGUCAUUUUGUGGUGACACUUUUGUCUAACAUGUUGACAUGCGUGCUCUUCAGGACUUGUGCCCCGGUCCUUUGCAUCACAAGUGCAAUGCUCUAUUUGUUGAGCUACUGUGCAAUUUGUAAACAAAUGUAAAUGUAGUUUGUAAUGCAAACAUUAAAAUGUAUCACCUUACCAAGUGUAGGAAAUUAGUGACUUUGUGGCAGGGUAUAUUUACAACUGCCAGCAUUCAUCACCAAUGAUAUGUAAGAAUUGUAUAAUGGACUUAGUUUAGGA
Molecule: messenger RNA, 4440 nt
Organism: Myxocyprinus asiaticus (Chinese sucker)
Lineage: Eukaryota; Metazoa; Chordata; Actinopteri; Cypriniformes; Catostomidae
Product: relaxin receptor 1-like
Exons: 18
Coding region: 409-2679 (756 amino acids)
Biological process (GO): G protein-coupled receptor signaling pathway
Cellular component (GO): membrane
Molecular function (GO): G protein-coupled receptor activity; protein binding
Source: RefSeq, a predicted model, not a curated record